Molecule: messenger RNA, 2990 nt
Organism: Esox lucius (northern pike)
Lineage: Eukaryota; Metazoa; Chordata; Actinopteri; Esociformes; Esocidae
Product: myb-related protein A
Exons: 14
Coding region: 28-2058 (676 amino acids)
Biological process (GO): regulation of DNA-templated transcription
Cellular component (GO): nucleus
Molecular function (GO): RNA polymerase II cis-regulatory region sequence-specific DNA binding; DNA-binding transcription factor activity, RNA polymerase II-specific
Source: RefSeq, a predicted model, not a curated record
UAUGAAGUGUCCCGUAAACCAGACAAUAUGGCCAGUGGUAGACGAAGUCGAUACCUUCUUAGUAAUGUCAGUGAUGGCUAUAACUGCAUUGAGGUGAAAUGCCCCAAGAAGUCUAUGCAGAAAGUCAAGUGGUCGAGUGAAGAAGAUGAGAGGCUGAAGAGACUUGUGGCUGAACUCGGGACAGAUGAUUGGAAUUUGAUUGCAAACCAUUUCAAGAAAAGAUCUGAUUCACAGUGUCAGCACCGAUGGCAGAAGGUGCUUAACCCACAACUAGUGAAAGGGCCUUGGACAAAGGAGGAGGAUAAGAGGGUCAUUGAGUUGGUGCACAUUUAUGGCCCUAAGCGCUGGUCCAUCAUUGCCAAACAUCUUCAUGGGCGAAUUGGUAAGCAGUGCCGUGAGCGCUGGCACAACCACCUUAAUCCUGAGGUGAAGAAGUCAUGCUGGACUCAAGAGGAGGACGAGAUCAUUUAUGCAGCUCACAAACGUAUUGGGAAUCGCUGGGCAGAGAUAGCCAAGCUGCUGCCAGGCAGGACGGACAACUCUAUAAAGAAUCACUGGAAUUCCACCAUGCGUAGAAAGGUGGAGCAGGAGGGCUACCUGCAAGACACCCUGACAGAAGUCAAUAAGACAAAUGCUCCCAUCAAGCAACGAACCAUGUCCUCCUGCUCUUCUAUGAGGAGACAGAAUAAUUAUUUCAGCAGCCUGACUGAUGGCGGUCUGACCAACUCAACCCUGAAUAGCUUGGUUAACCACAGUAUGGAGGACCACGGUGGUUCUCCUGUCUACCCCCCAGUGUCUCCCACAAAGUUCUUGGCUGUAGAGGCCAGCUCCGUCCUCUCCUCCUUACGAACCAUUCCCGAGUUUGCAGAGACUCUUGAGCUCAUCGACUCGGAUCCAUUGGCCUGGAGUGAGGUUACAAGUUUCAGUCUGAAGGAAGUACCUUCGCCCCUGAAACAGAAAGUGACCCCUGUCACCCAGUUGGGAAUGUCAAAAGGAGCUAGUUGCCAUUUUAAUGACUCAGCCAUAUCUGGCCUGAGUAAGAACUAUGCUGAAGUGAUGCCUGCCCCCUCAACCAUCACGACCAAGCUGAGCAUACUUUCCCCCAUUCUGAAGAGGGAUAUGGGGGAGCAGUUCCCCGACAGUCAGUGCCACAGUGCAUGCUUUUUAGACAACAGCACUUCAGCACCUAGGAUCACUCCUGUUAAAGCACUGCCAUUCUCCCCUUCUGAGUUUUUCACUGUUUCUGGAGUUGACGACUUGACUCUAGAUAAUUCAGCUCUAACUUCAACCCCAGUUUGUGCCCGCAAACGAUCCAACACUACCCCCUUCCAGGAGUUAACAGCCAGGCAUCUGAAGGAGAAUUCUGGGUUGAAGACCCCUAAGGUUCGUAAAGCCAUCAUGCUACCCAUGCCACAAACUCCAACACCCUUCAAGACUGUCACGGCCAGUCAAGCAAAGAGGCAUUGCCUGUUUAAAAUGAUGUUGCAGCAGCCUGCGUCCUUGGCUUACCUGGAUGAAGAGGGGCUCAGAGAGGAAAGUGAGGUAGAUGUAUUAAAUCACGAGGAAACACCAUCAGAUUUCUGUUCCUGGAAGCAUGAGGCAGAUGCAUUGUCUAUGAGAAUAAGAAAAUCCCUGGAUGUGGAACCCUGGAGCACAGACUGCAACAAUGCUCAGCUGUAUCCCCAAGAGCAGUUCAAAAAUGUACAGAUCCAGGGGGAGAGCUUGCUGAAAAGCAGCCGUCUGAGGUCCUCCAUGCUGGGCUGUGAGGAGCUGGUGUGCUCACCGCCCCCCAUGGUGGUGUCAGACCAAGAAGAGCCCUGCCGUCACCUGCCCCAACAUGCCCUCCCCAUAGCUGUCAGCGAUGACUGUAACCCAGCUGUUAUCAGGAUCCUCCAUCAUCUAAACACAAGUGCCGAACGCAACCAAUCAGAGAUGAGCUGUGAGUGGGACGCUGUGCUUUUCGGGAAGACUGAUGAUCAGAUUACUGUAGCUGAGCAGGCCAGAAAGUUUCUCAGUUCCCAGGUACCUGGCCCUGCCUCCAGGACGCUGGUGCUUUGACCCUACUUCGUAGCUAACAUUAAGCCGAGUCCUAUGUCUAGUUGAUCGUAGGAGUUAGCAAGACGGCACAAACACUUAAAUUUUUUUGGUUUAACAGAGGUAUAACAGAAUCUAACUGUAGAUAGCAGAUUUUAGAUUUCCUAUUUUAAUUUUAUUCCAUAGGUUAAAAAGCAUUACCUCCUGUAUUUCACUAGGUGAACAUUUAUGAAUAUUUUGCACACUGAAGGUGUAGAAAAAUUAUAAAUCUUUAAAUGUUUUUAUGCAGCUUUUGAAGGUCAUCUGAAGGCGUUACUGAGAUUUUACUGCAAAACCAAACCCCACCUGAUCUGUAUUUUUAUUUCAUUUUUACAGUUAAUCAGUAAAUCAUGUUUGAUACUGAAUCCACCUUUUUAAAAUGUAUAUUGAAGGUGAAUUUUACUACUUUGCACAGACUGAACAUUUUCAAAUUGGACAGCAAUUUCAUGCAUCUCAAAUCUCUCCGUAAAUACAUGGACAUUUCAAAUAACAAAUUAUAUCUGCUCCAUAUUCAAUUUACAAAAAACAAAACAAUUUACAAAAUUCCACCUCCCAAACUCUUUCAAGGUAUGUGUUUAAGGUAUAGCAUACCCACUUUGUAUUGCUUAAAUUUGUGGAUGUUUGAAAUCAGAAGUCAGGGCGAUGGUGUUGGACUGUGUACAUAUUAUUUUACUGCUAGUGAGACAAAGAAGGUAAAGCAGUUAUUGGAGGGUCAGAAGCCAUUGUGACAGCACUGGCUGAGAUCCUUUCAUUUUUAUGUGGUUGAUGUACAAACUUAUAAGUACUCGUUCUAUGGGUUUCCAAAGUGUCCUUAUUUUUUUAUUCAAUCUAGAAACAUUUCAGUGGUAACAAAAUUGUAAUUGUAUAUGCAAGUAAAGCCAAUACUUUAUUAGUAAGAUUUAAACUGAGAUUUUAAA